AUGGUUGUAUAUACAGUGUUUCGAGGCAUUUUAUUGUCUUUUCUGUUAAUCGAUCAUAGAUUUUUGGUAAAGUGCUCACCUAAAAAGGAUCGAGCUCCACCGCCUCCAAAUAACGAGAUAACCCAAAGUGAUAUCAACGCCACUAUUAUACCAACUAAAGAUGAAUCGGAUCUUUCUUCAGAUUUAAGUCAGGUAAUCUUUGUAAGUCCUGACGGUGCUCCUGAAAGGCCAUCUUAUUCCAAUGGUAUUGCUAGCGCUGAUUCUGAAGAACCAUCACUUACCAGUCUUGUCGAGAAUGCCGAACCAGUUAAAACGGAAGAAACAGAAAUUAAACACAAAACUGGAAUUGAUUUGGACGUAGAAAAUAUGUUCAGCAAGUAUUAUUCGUAUAAGAAAGAUGGUUAUACUGUUACAUACACUGCAAAAAGUGAAUACCUGUUCACUUUGGUUAAAAGGUAUAGUACUGUUUUAUGGAAAGCAAAAAAUUCCAGAGAAUACUCAGAUAAAGUGGUCUUCGAUUGCGCAAUGAAACGGGUUACUAUAUUUCAGUUAGACGGUAAGAAAAAAAUAUUCCAAAGGGUAAAGUCUGGAUGUUGCAUGAGAACUAAGUGGGAAGAAAUAGUUGAAAUUUCAGGGUAA
This is a messenger RNA of Theileria orientalis strain Shintoku, 639 nucleotides long. RefSeq lists its product as uncharacterized. Bases 1 to 639 code for a protein of 212 amino acids. The record is from RefSeq and is a predicted model, not a curated record. The transcript has a single exon. Lineage: Eukaryota; Apicomplexa; Aconoidasida; Piroplasmida; Theileriidae.